AUGCGUCAAGAGCAAAACACAAAUAUCCCAAUUCUUGAUAAACCAACAAACGAUCUUACACAACAACAACCACAAAAAAAGAAAAGGCCAAAGAAAGAACCAAAGGCAAAACCUCCAUGGAUGGUUAUGCAUCAUUACAAACAAGCGAUGAGUGGUUUAUAUGCAGGCGAAACAAUUAAAUUUGGUGAUCAGGUUUCGAAAUUUGGCAAUAGAUCUCGUCGCUCCUUUAAACCAAAUGUCCAAAAAGUCAAAUUAUAUUCUGUGGCUCUUGAUGAACGUAUAAGAAUCAAGUGUAUUACAACAGCUCUAAAACAUAUUGAUUUAAAAGGUGGUUUGGAUAGAUAUUUGUUGACAAUGAAGGAUGACAAGUUAGGUAAAAAAAUGUAUGAUUUGAAACUUAAACACUUGAAGAAGAAAAGAAAAGGCUGCGGAAUUAGAUGGGUGAUUAUUGGAUAG
Entrophospora candida is the source of this 456-nucleotide messenger RNA. The record is from the annotation of a GenBank genome assembly. Lineage: Eukaryota; Fungi; Glomeromycota; Glomeromycetes; Entrophosporales; Entrophosporaceae.